GUCCCACCAGACAGACAUAUAUAUAUUUUGCUUGUCUGUAUUCAGAGACCUAUAUACGUGUAGGCCAUGGGUAUCAUCGCACACGUCGACGCCGGCACAGCGAGCUUAUCUCGAUCGAGCAGGUCGCAAUGCAGCGCCCACGAACCUGUUGGUCCUGAUCCGUCAAAGCUCAGCUGGAUGAGUGAGGUUCGCGAUGGAAGAGGGUGUGCCCUUUCUCGUUCUCUAUCCAAGUGCCCAAGGCAUGAAAUUGUGAAUCAACGGCCCCUUGUCGGUCUGGAGCAGGUGGGACCUCUGUGGGUGCGUGGAUUCCAGGGGUCUGGUGCAUACUGCCUAGGUUAUAGUAGUAGUAUUAGUGUGCGCAACGCCGUUGUCGGUCGCAUGCAUUCCUACACUGCAAUUACAGACAUGCACCCGCUCACCGUCGAGUCGCAAUCAACCAUUGCUACAAACGUAUCCGUACAGGAGGCUCAUUUACCGCCGCUGCUGAUCGCUCCAUGCUCUGAGAGUGGUCGGGUCCACUUGAAGGUGUCCACGUUGGGCUUUCGAUCGGUGUGAAGAAGGUUGCUGAAUGCCACACGAUUCGGCUGCGUCGCCUGGCUGUCCCUUGAUAAGCGUCCUUCGCUUGACUGCCCUCGUCUGCGGAAGAACCCCCCUCCAGGCGUGUCGGAACAGAAAGGUACGACCCGCAGUGCCGAAUGUCAAACGGCAACGAUGUACGGAGUACAAUGUAGAUGUAUGGAUGGCCACACUCUGGGUCGAAACCGGAACGGCCCCGCUUACAGCAGGGAAACUAUUUAGAUCCCGUUGGCGGCAACAACGCAUGCCAACGCUAUCCUGGAUCAUUUCGCUAUUUCAGGAAUCCAACCUGCCGAAGCCGU
Messenger RNA from Colletotrichum navitas, 878 nucleotides. RefSeq lists its product as uncharacterized. The transcript is spliced from 3 exons. Bases 67 to 555 code for a protein of 162 amino acids. Lineage: Eukaryota; Fungi; Ascomycota; Sordariomycetes; Glomerellales; Glomerellaceae. The record is from RefSeq and is a predicted model, not a curated record.